AUGUUUACUUCGGCUUUGAAGUCGUUCAACUCGAACAUCUCCGCCAAUUAUCAAAUCGCGCCCCACCCCACUGUAUACUCGGGCCCCUGGAAAAUCCACGAUGCCAAAAAGAAGUCGACCGGAACGGCCGCCUCCGUAUUCAUCUUUGAUCGCAAAGUCCUCGAGCCACGGUCGGGGGGUUUUGGAUCCCGCUCAGGAUCCUCCUCGAAGAAGCUACAAGAAGAUGUGAUCGAGCGGCUUAAGCGCGAGGCCAGCAAUCUGGCCCGUCUGCGGCACCCGUCCAUUCUCCAAGUUCUAGAACCCGUGGAAGAGACUCGCAGUGGUGGUCUCAUGUUUGCGACUGAGCCCCUUACUGCAUCGCUUUCGGGGCUAUUACUUCAAAAGGGUGAGCAGGAGAGCACAUCUGGCGCCGGUUCACAUUCAGGUCGUUAUAUGGUGGAGGAGGCCGAUGGAAGUCGGAGAAGACGCGACUUGGAGAUUGAUGAACUGGAGAUUCAAAAAGGCCUGUUGCAGGUUGCAAAGGGUCUUGAAUUCCUCCAUGAAUCUGCCGGUCUGGUACACGGCAAUCUGAACCCUGAUGCCAUCUAUAUCAAUGCCAAAUCGGACUGGAAAAUCUCCGGUCUGGGGUUUGCAGGGCCACCAGACUCCUCAGAGACCAAGUCAUCUCUCCCUCCUUUGGCUGUCUCAGAGGUUCUUUAUCAAGAUCCGAGACUUCCCCCAUCGGUGCAGCUAAACAUGGACUUUACGUCUCCUGAUUUUGCCCUCGAUUCCAAUGUGUCAUCAUCCGCCGAUCUUUUCUCCCUGGGUCUAAUCAUCAUUGCUCUCUACAAUUCACCUCAUAUCUCGCCGAUUCAGGCACAUGCCAAUUUGUCAACUUACAAGAAGCUAUUGAGCUCCUCAUCGACCACUCCGUCCCAAGGCAACAAUUUUCUUUGUUCAAGCCCUAUCCCUCGGGAUGUCUUAUCCCAUGUGCUACCCAGAUUGAUCACUCGAAGGCCUGCCCAGCGCAUGAAUGCCAGGGAGUUCCAACAGUCUCCGUAUUUCGAUAAUGUUCUGGUAUCUGCGAUUCGAUUUUUGGAAUCGCUACCGACGAAAAAUGCAAGCGAAAAAUCACAAUUCUUGCGUGGACUCCAACGAGUUCUUCCUGAAUUUCCCGCUUCGGUUCUGGAGAGAAAAGUGCUGGGAGCACUGUUGGAUGAGAUGAAGGAUCGCGAACUUCUUCCCCUUAUUCUACACAAUGUGUUUGGAAUACUUCAAAAGAUUCCCAACGGACGUCGCACGUUUCCUGAAAAGGUUAUUCCUCGCUUGAAGGAAGUGUUUGGGACAAUACCAGGGAAAGCACCACAAGAACGCGACUCUAAGAAGGAUGCAGGCCUCAUGGUUGUAUUAGAGAAUAUGAAAAUUGUCGCAGAGAACUGCUCAGGUCUGGAGUUUAAAGACGAUAUAUUGCCUUUUAUUCGGCUGGGCCUCGAGUCACCUACCCAUUCCUUAGUGGAUGCUUCUAUUAGAAGUCUACCUAUUUUUCUUCCCGUUCUCGACUUCAGCACCGUGAAGAAUGAAGUAUUUCCCCCGAUAUCCAGUACAUUCAGUCGGACCAGCAGCCUUGCCAUUAAGGUCCGUAGCCUGGAGGCGUUCGCUGUUCUCUGUGGAGGAUCUUUCGAUGAUUCUAGUCUCGAAGAUGAUCUUUCUGGCGCAGUGCAAACAAACAAAACUACCAAAUCAUCCAUUCUGGACAAGUACACCAUUCAAGAGAAACUCGUCCCAUCUCUCAAGGCUAUCAAGACGAAGGAACCUUCGGUCAUGGUAGCAGCACUAAAGGUCUUCCGUGAAGUUGGCAAGAUCGUGGACACCGAUUUUCUUGCCCUCGAGGUGCUUCCAGUUCUUUGGAGCUUCAGCCUUGGUCCCCUUUUAAACCUCCAGCAAUUCAAUGACUUCAUGUCGUUGAUAAAAUCGCUGUCUACGAAGAUUGAGAAGGACCAGACGCGAAAGUUGCAAGAACUUUCGUCGGGUGGUGAUUCAAGUGGAUUCCAAAAUGGAACAAAUAAUCUCUCGCAGUCGGCGAUGGAUCUGCCCUCGUCAGACACAGACAGUGCAAGGGAUAACUUUGAGCGCCUCGUGCUUGGAAAGAGUAUGACACCCUCGACUAGCAAUCCAAUGGAUAUGUGGGGCAAUGUUGAACCAGCAGCAUCUGCGUCGAAGCCAACUACCACAUCAACUGCAUUUUCAUGGUCUACGAACAAUGGAGCAGCCCUCAAGCCAGCGAGCUCAUCUGGUCAGCUUGGUUUCCGUUCUAUCACCCCGGAUCAAAAACUCAGUUCUUUCCCAUCUCUGGCGCCUGCAAGACAAACCUCGCCCCCAACACCGGCUUUCCCCACUAUGCAGCCUAUGCAACCAUCGUCGCCAACUUGGGGCACUCAGCUUCAAGGAGGAACUCGAGCGGGUCAAUCAUUGGGCUCACUUUCCGGUAUGGCAGCUGGGAUGUCAUCACCUCAACAGGUUUCCAAUUACUCGGCCUUUUCAAUCCCACCUCCACCAGGAGGGAUUAAUUCAAAUAAUGCCAUGAGAUCUCCGUUGGGCAUGAAUACAACUCCAGCACAUUUCCCAGCUCCGCCCCAGACUCAAUAUCAACCACCACCAGCACAGAAACAAGGCUUGGACAAAUAUGAAAGUUUGAUAUGA
Molecule: messenger RNA, 2679 nt
Organism: Penicillium verhagenii
Lineage: Eukaryota; Fungi; Ascomycota; Eurotiomycetes; Eurotiales; Aspergillaceae
Product: putative protein kinase Scy1
Exons: 2
Coding region: 1-2679 (892 amino acids)
Biological process (GO): protein phosphorylation
Molecular function (GO): protein kinase activity; ATP binding
Source: RefSeq, a predicted model, not a curated record